This is a messenger RNA of Racocetra fulgida, 326 nucleotides long. NCBI's taxonomy places the organism in Eukaryota, Fungi, Glomeromycota, Glomeromycetes, Diversisporales, Gigasporaceae. The record is from the annotation of a GenBank genome assembly.
AGACUAUGUCCGACGAACCAAGAGAGCAUGUACCAAACAUCGACCCAAAGAUCAAAGCAUAUAUCGAUAAUGUAUGCCAGGCAACUGUCACAUUGUUGUUCGGAAAAAUGGAAGAGAUUAUGAACCGGCAAGCAGAAAACCAGAAGCAAUGGAAUGAACAGAUACAAAGAUCGAUAAAAGACCGCUUCAAAGAACGAAAUGAACAAGCAACCCCUGCAACUAUAUGCUCACAAUUGGAAACAAGAAAUGAGUUGGCGCAAGGUAAUUAUCCAGCAACACCAGUUCUUAAUGAUAUGAUUAUCGAUUCAGCUGUCAAUAAAACGUGA